AUGGCUAUCGCCGAGAGGAAACCUGUCCAAUUUUCGCUGCCCUAUUUAACCCCAUCAUCCUUCAAUAAGCACGCUUUUUUGUCUGUCAAAACUAGCCGUACCCGUGUAACCAACACCCGCAUCCUGAAAUCACCACCGCACAACGUGCCACAUCAGCCGUGCGAACGCAACAGGCAGUUCAAGUCUGCGACUGCAGCCAGUUUUGCCCAUUCCGGGCUUCCAGACGGGGUAGAUCGAGGCCCUACAGCGAGAGCCGAAGGUCGCAAUGACGACGCAGACGGUGACCUUCCAGCUCUCGAACUACUCGGCCUCCGAAAUCUGGACAAGCCGGCUCUCGACGUGACGGGAAUGCAUAUCAACCAGACAAGCCCAGGGUUGCGUGAACUUCAAGGCGAUAGUCGAGGUAGUCAUGACCGGCCGCUGAUUAUCGAAGAGGACGAGCCAGAUGAGACAGAUAUUGAGGACGAGGCUGAAGACACUUCUGGUAGCAGGGAUGCUAAUGCUAUGAGUCCGCACAAUGCCCUCGCAACCUCGGAACUCGCCUCUGGAUCUGAUCUGAUCAGCCAGCAAGACACCGGCAACAUCGCUCAGAGCACUAGCGUGGAGUCAGCCCUCCGCUCCCUUCCCAAGCCUUCUGGCAAGGGUGGCGAUGAUGGAUGGACUAAGGACGAGCAAGUGAAGUCACCACCAGCUAGCGCACCAAGCUCCCCACGUCCUCGCUCAGUUGAGGUAUCACAGGACGAGAUCGAGAGCCAACAACGUAGCGGAGCCACCAGUAGCAAACCAGAACUGCGAGAUGCUUCUCAACAUGGCACCCCAGAUCAGCGGCUUGAGGAGGGAAGGCAGCGGGAGAAUAUGGUGGUGAAAUAG
Molecule: messenger RNA, 870 nt
Organism: Venustampulla echinocandica
Lineage: Eukaryota; Fungi; Ascomycota; Leotiomycetes; Helotiales; Pleuroascaceae
Exons: 6
Coding region: 1-870 (289 amino acids)
Source: RefSeq, a predicted model, not a curated record